Molecule: messenger RNA, 2562 nt
Organism: Capra hircus (goat)
Lineage: Eukaryota; Metazoa; Chordata; Mammalia; Artiodactyla; Bovidae
Gene: TSPAN18
Product: tetraspanin 18
Exons: 11
Coding region: 607-1353 (248 amino acids)
Cellular component (GO): membrane
Source: RefSeq, a predicted model, not a curated record
GCCGCCGGCGACUCCGGGGCUCCAGGCUGCGGGGCGGACGCAGCGCCGAGCGAUCCACCGCGGAGCCGCGCGAGGCCGCCCGAGCCCCGAGCCCCGAGCCCCGAGCCCCGAGCGAGCGCCGCGGCCGCCGCGGCCGCCUCGCGCCAGUCUGUCCCUGGACGCGCUGCCGCCGCCGCCACCGCCGGGAAGGCAGCGGGCGCCAAGCAAGUUGCGAGCGCGCCUCUCCGCCCGGGGGAAAGUUUCCCCCGCGGCCGCCGACGCGAGUUGGCACGGGGUCCGGCCGCUGCGGCUGGAAGAGUUUAUCCUGAAGCCACUAUCGGAAAGAGACCUCAGGAGAAUCUUGACACCCCAGACAGAAGACACCAGUUGAAAAAGGUGGGCAUCUCCUUGGCAGCCGGGGCUUGCAGGGACCAGAACUUCUGGCACUGUCAUCAAAGCAAUGUGAACCCUUUGCAUUUGAACUCCUAAAAACGUGGGCACAAUCUUUUUCCAGACUUCUCAACUCCGGCUACCCAGGACAAGCUGGGCCAAUAAGGGAGACUGAUCAGGAGACGCUGUCCUGCUGACGUCGGAAGAACUGUCCAGGUGACAAGUCGGGGGAUCACCAUGGAAGGCGACUGUCUGAGCUGCAUGAAGUAUCUGAUGUUUGUGUUCAAUUUCUUCAUAUUUCUGGGCGGGGCCUGCUUGCUGGGCAUCGGCAUCUGGGUCAUGGUGGACCCCACCGGCUUCCGGGAGAUCGUGGCCGCCAACCCCCUGCUCAUCACGGGCGCCUACAUCCUCCUGGCCAUGGGGGGCCUGCUUUUCCUGCUCGGCUUCCUGGGCUGCUGCGGGGCCGUCCGGGAGAACAAGUGUCUGCUGCUGUUCUUCUUCUUGUUCAUCCUGAUCAUCUUCUUGGCAGAGCUCUCAGCAGCCAUCCUGGCCUUCAUCUUCAGGGGAAAUCUCACCCGUGAAUUCUUCACCAAGGAGCUCACCAAGCACUACCAGGGCAACAACGACACGGACGUCUUCUCCGCCACCUGGAACUCUGUCAUGAUCACGUUUGGUUGCUGUGGGGUCAACGGGCCCGAAGACUUUAAGUAUGCAUCAGUUUUCCGACUCCUGACUUUGGACAAUGAUGAGGUGCCAGAGGCCUGCUGCCGGAGAGAACCCCAGAGUCGGGAUGGGGUCCUGCUAAGCAGAGAGGAAUGCCUCCUGGGAAGGGACCUGUUCCUGAACAAGCAGGGCUGUUACACGGUGAUCCUCAACGCCUUCGAGACUUACGUCUACCUGGCCGGAGCCCUGGCGAUAGGGGUGCUGGCCAUCGAGCUAUUUGCCAUGAUCUUUGCCAUGUGCCUCUUCCGGGGCAUCCAGUAGAUGGUGUGGCCUGAAGCUUGAAGACACACCCCGCCCACCACUGCCCAGCACCCAACGCCAUCCCCUCCCCCGCACCCCUGCCCUCUUGGCCCGGGGGGAGGAGGUGAGGCCAUCAUGAGUGGCCAGGAAAAGGGGCAGAGGAAAAUAGCUAUUUUUUUAACAAAACAAAAAGAAGACAAAACUAUGGACUGAUACAGCCCGUCUGGACUCAGAGUGGGCACCGCAGGUUCUCUGCAUGGAACCACGCACACCCAGGAGGCAGUCUGCACUGGAGACCAAAGCGACAGCAGGGCCAGGCCCCCUCCUCGGCCCAACCAGAUCCGGCAGCCUGGGACCUGGGCUUCAGGACUGGGUGCCAAGAACAUUGAGGAUGUCGGCAAGAAGGAAGCAAGAGGAGAUGGUGGAGGAAGGCUGGCGGAGCCCAGGGGCCCCCAGGAGACCUGGUCACCACGUCCUCGAGGAUUUGAAACCUCCUCGGAAUCCCUGGUCCCCCGAAGAUGGAGUUGUCCUGCCUCAGGCUGGGGCCAACAUUAGGAUCCAGACACUGGACUGAAGAAUGUCCCGGCUGGUCGGGUCCACGCUUCCCCAUCUGUCGGACCAAAUAAUCUGGAAAGUCCAGAGAGGGGCAGUUUCUCAUCCACAGUCACACAGCACACGCAUGGCCGUUCCGAACAAGAGCCCCGUCUCCCCGAGGCUGCCUGUCCUCCCAAGGGUCUGCUGGUCCCAGCAGAUCUGCUCUCACAGCUCCCUGGCCUCCGCAUCCUGGUUUCCCCAGAAGAGAGAGGGCACGCUGCUCAGGAGUUGCCUCCUCCCAGCUACACAGCUAAGACUGUUCUGGACUCUACCCUCCCUGCUCUCCACACCCCCACCUCCCCACUCUUCUCGAAGUCCCAGGAACACGCACACACACAUGCACACACGCACCACAGCCCCUUUUCCACACUGCCCACCUUUCCCCACAAGGCCCUCCCUGGGCUCCACCAACCUCCUGGCUCCAAGGGCUGAAAGGAACCCCCGGGAUCAUCUGGCUCGCCUCUCCUCACUCAGAAUUGCCACUUGGAUGCCUUCCACAAGACCCCUGCCAAGACUUCUCCAUCUUCUUCUUGCAGACCUCCAAGGACAGGGAGCUCACUACCUCCCAAGACAGGCUUCUUUUUGGACUGCUCUGACUUUAGCAUCAGCUCAAUACACGCAAGAGGUUUCUGUUUU